GGGCUCUUUGGAUUAUCGGCCCUCCAUGUAUGACAAUUUGUACCUGCAUGGAUUUGAAGACUCUGAGGCGGGAUCAGCAGAUUCAUACACAAGCAGACCAUCAGAUUCUGAUGUAUCUCUGGAAGAGGACAGGGAAGCCAUCCGCCAAGAGAGAGAACAGCAAGCAGCUAUUCAGCUUGAAAGAGCAAAGUCCAAACCUGUAGCAUUUGCUGUGAAGACUAAUGUGAGCUACUGUGGAGCACUAGAUGAGGAUGUUCCUGUACCAAGCACUGCCAUUUCUUUUGAUGCUAAGGAUUUCCUACACAUUAAAGAGAAAUAUAACAAUGACUGGUGGAUAGGAAGAUUAGUUAAAGAAGGCUGUGAAAUUGGCUUCAUCCCAAGCCCAUUAAGAUUGGAGAAUAUUCGGAUCCAGCAAGAACAGAAGAGAGGGCGUUUUCAUGGAGGGAAAUCAAGUGGGAAUUCUUCUUCAAGCCUUGGAGAAAUGGUGUCUGGUACAUUUCGAGCUACCCCCACUUCCACUGCAAAACAAAAACAGAAAGUGACAGAACAUGUGCCUCCAUAUGAUGUUGUCCCAUCUAUGAGACCUGUUGUGCUAGUUGGCCCUUCCCUAAAAGGCUAUGAGGUGACAGACAUGAUGCAGAAAGCCCUGUUUGACUUCCUGAAGCACAGGUUUGAUGGGAGGAUAUCAAUAACCAGAGUGACAGCUGACAUUUCUCUUGCCAAGAGAUCCGUUUUAAAUAAUCCAAGCAAAAGGGCAAUAAUUGAGCGAUCAAACACCAGGUCUAGUUUAGCGGAAGUACAGAGUGAGAUUGAACGAAUUUUUGAACUGGCACGAUCCUUGCAAUUGGUUGUUCUAGAUGCAGAUACAAUCAACCACCCUGCACAACUUAUUAAGACAUCAUUAGCACCAAUUAUUGUCCAUGUUAAAGUGUCAUCUCCAAAGGUUUUGCAGCGACUGAUCAAGUCAAGAGGAAAGUCACAGAGCAAACAUUUAAAUGUCCAGUUGGUUGCAGCAGAUAAACUUGCACAGUGUCCUCCAGAAAUGUUUGAUGUUAUACUGGAUGAAAACCAACUUGAAGAUGCUUGUGAACACUUGGCAGAAUACCUUGAGGCCUACUGGCGUGCUACACACACUACCAGUAGCACACCUAUGACACCUUUGCUUGGAAGAAACCUAGGCUCCACUGCACUAUCUCCUUACCCUACUGCGAUCUCUGGAUUACAGGGAUAGCUCAAAAACGGCGGGCCUUUGACACUUCAAACGUGGCAUGUAAAUAGUCCUUAAUCAGAAAGCCAACGUCUGAGGCAUAGCAACCAUUCUACUGAGAACUCUCCAAUUGAACGACAAAGUCUAAUGACCUCGGAUGAAAACUACCACAAUGAAAGGGCUCGGAAGAGCAGGAACCGCUUGUCUUCCAGUUCCCAACACAGCCGAGAUCACUACCCGCUUGUGGAAGAAGAGUACUCUGAUUCAUGUCAAGACUCAUACAAAACUCAAAGAAACCGGGGGUCUCCUGGAGGAUAUAGCCAUGAUUCCCGACAGAGGCUUUGAAUACACGAACCUGGGGGAAAUGGUACUCAUUGGUUGGCCACCUGCUGUAACGUAGCUAGGCCAAACAAAGCGUCUUGAUGCUUGUAGGCUGCUGCCAUUUCAUGCUCUAGAAGGGCAAAAUAGAUAGAUCAAUGUUUCUCAACCUCAGCGAACUUAAGAAUUUAAUUUAAGAAUUCUGGGAGUUGAAGUCCACCCAUCUUAAAGUUGCUGAUAUAGGGGAACACUGAGAUAGAUAAUGCCCUUUCCAUUUAGAAAGAAAUGAGUUUGCCCAGACACUUAGAAGAGUUUUCUUUCCCAUGUAAUGUUUCAUUUCAAACUGUUAUCUUUUCUCUCCAUUAGAUAUAAUUAGACACAUGAAUUUGUAAUGUAGAAUACCUGUUGAAGCGCAUAUAUGAUAAUUUCCUGUUAUGGAAAUUCCAAAUGACCAGUUCCAGUUGGAACCAAUUUAUAAACCAAUUCCUGUUGGAAUUUGGGUGAAAUUGACUGGAAAGUCAACCUGAGCAUGUUGCAGUCAGUGAAAAAAAAAGUUAAAUAAAAUGAAGAGAAAGUAAAUUACAAAAUCAUUAUAAGCAAAAAAUAUUUUAAAAAAAUCUCUAGUACUUGUUUACUGGAAGGCAAAUUUAUAUAUAGCUAUAGAUAUGGUUAGAAUAAAUAAUAUUAAUGUAUUUAUUUCAGACUACCAAAUGUAAGCAGUCAAUUGUGCCAAAAAUAAUGAAUGAAUGGAAAAGCUCGAAUCCUUUCCAUUUUAAACAUCA
Messenger RNA from Candoia aspera, 2307 nucleotides. It is a transcript of the gene CACNB4, whose product is annotated as calcium voltage-gated channel auxiliary subunit beta 4. Gene Ontology annotation, molecular function: protein binding; voltage-gated calcium channel activity. The transcript has 14 exons. Gene Ontology annotation, cellular component: voltage-gated calcium channel complex. Lineage: Eukaryota; Metazoa; Chordata; Lepidosauria; Squamata; Candoiidae. Gene Ontology annotation, biological process: calcium ion transmembrane transport. The record is from RefSeq and is a predicted model, not a curated record. Bases 26 to 1231 code for a protein of 401 amino acids.